GAUGGUGGACUGAAGGUUGAUGUUCAGGGCUGGACCGAUGGCGAGGGCUUGCUCAGCAUCCUUCCUCUCCUGGCCGAGGAAUCUGAUGACGAGGACGAUGAUGAAGGACAGUUCGAUGAUUUAGAGGAUGAUGAUGACAGACAACAAGCUGCUAAAAGCAAAGUGAAAGUUGACCCUCGAAGAGAGGUUACUUACGAUGUCUUCAGCGAGGAAAUCUGGCCAAAGAUUUGCAAGAAGUUUGGAGGAAAAUACCAUCCUUCACUGGUGUGGACAGAAAUCAUGUCCUUUAUCAAAGGGUCAUUUGAAGCCCUGUCAAAACCCUCUGGAAUUUUAGGGAAGGAAGAGUACUUCGAACUCGGGAAGAAGCGAGCUCCCAAUUUUACUGGCAGACGUACAGACAUGUACGAUCUCUUCAAGAAAUAUGACCAUUUCAAGAAGCAGAAAUUCCUGUUUGAUGAGACAGACUUGGUUCGGUCGGUGUACAACCGCCUAAAGCAGGAGACCGAUAUCUCUUGGGUAAUCCAUCAGGUGUUCGUAGAUGAAACCCAGGACUUUACACAAGCAGAGCUCUGUCUCCUCCUCCGAAUCUGUCAAGAUCCA
Mizuhopecten yessoensis (Yesso scallop) is the source of this 600-nucleotide messenger RNA. Its product is annotated as TPR and ankyrin repeat-containing protein 1-like. The transcript has a single exon. The record is from RefSeq and is a predicted model, not a curated record. The annotation marks the transcript as partial. Lineage: Eukaryota; Metazoa; Mollusca; Bivalvia; Pectinida; Pectinidae.